AUGCAAGAAAGACAAGCCACAGAAGGAAUAGCAGUUACACCUAAGAAUGCCAAAUGUCAUAUAAUUAGUUUACUUACUCAGGAGUUUAGACCUUCAUACCCUGAUACUAUACACAAUUUUAAAGCCUCAGAUCAAUGGCUUGACUAUUUUAUGAAUCAGUUUGACUUGUCUCUUCGAAGGCGUACUAAGGCUUCUCAGAAACUUCUUAAAGAUUUAUGUGAAAAAAUAGAUACUGGAGAAUAUAAAUAUACUAAGGAUGGUAGAAUGAAAAAACCAGAGCAUGAUUUGAUGUAUGAUAAAGAUAAUGCUGAAGAAAUUGAAUAUGAAUUGGAAGAAUUAGGUGAUAUCGAAGAGGUUAAAUAUAAUAUAGUAUUGGAGACGAAAAUAAAGAGAAUGAGAAAAUCAUUGCAACAGCUAAAACACAUAAUAUAG
Messenger RNA from Dentiscutata erythropus, 432 nucleotides. Lineage: Eukaryota; Fungi; Glomeromycota; Glomeromycetes; Diversisporales; Gigasporaceae. The record is from the annotation of a GenBank genome assembly.